GCCUGUAUGCUAAUCUUACAUAUUUGCAGGCAUUUAAACAAGUGUAUUUGUCCAUCGCUUUUUAAAUGUUCACAAAUGUUUGUUGCCUAAGAAUGCAAUUGUUUGCGCAUGAUUUAAAUUUUCACCUGAGACCAGUUAUUUCACAUGUUCAUUUAGUAUUCUUGUGUUUGACUAAAGUGUUUGAGAUUAAACAGUUUGUGUUUAACACACAUGCCUACCUGCCUUGAGGUUGUUGGCUGACUAUUUCAAUUGAAUUGAGUUGAGUUUUCCUCUUCUUCUCUUUCCUUACGUCAUGCACAGUCAUCAUGGCGGAGGCCCACCAGGCCGUGGCCUUCCAGUUCACCGUCACCCCAGAGGGCAUUGAUGUGCAGCUGUCCCACCAGGCCCUCACUGAGAUCUACCUCUCAGGUGUUCGCUCCUGGAAGAAGCGUAUUAUCGGAAUCAAGAACAGUGUGUUAACAGGGGUAUAUCCUGCCAGUCCUUCCUCCUGGCUUUUUGUGGUCAUAGCAAUCCUGGCUACUAUGUACACGCGCUCCGACCCCUCCAUGGGACUCAUAGCCAAGAUACAGGAGCACCUGCCAGUCAG
Molecule: messenger RNA, 586 nt
Organism: Plectropomus leopardus (leopard coralgrouper)
Lineage: Eukaryota; Metazoa; Chordata; Actinopteri; Perciformes; Serranidae
Source: RefSeq, a predicted model, not a curated record